Messenger RNA from Lecanosticta acicola, 1457 nucleotides. NCBI's taxonomy places the organism in Eukaryota, Fungi, Ascomycota, Dothideomycetes, Mycosphaerellales, Mycosphaerellaceae. The record is from the annotation of a GenBank genome assembly.
AUGGAUCGCAGCUUGGAUGAGAUCAUUGGCGAGCGCCCACGCCCAGUGAGUCGAUCCCUACCGACUCAAACGACGGCAACAGCAGCUAACAGCAUCUUCAGCGUGGAGGCAGAGGCGGCGGCCGCGGCUCAGACAGACGACCACCUCCAGCGAGAGCGCCACGUCGGGAGGAGUACCCAAGAGACGGCGUGCGAAAGGUCGGCCAAUAUCUCGAGAACAACACGUCUGCGACGCCAUCACUGACGAGCAUUACAGGUGCAACUUCCUCCCUCCUAGUUCCCCGUACCGUAACCCUACGCGCGAUGCUAUCGACGGAGGCCUUCUUCGGACGCGGCGAUCUUACGAUUGACAUCGACGGCAAUACAGACCGGAGCAUGCUGACCAGGGCUUUACUGCCGUACAGUACAGAAGUGACGAGCCCACCAACAUUGACUCGUAUGGCUACACAUAUCCAGCAUAUCCUGCGCGCAACACAGUGCUGACUCCACCAAGCGACUGGGUGCACGACCGUUACGAAGACGACCGUUAUGGUAUGCAUACGAUCUUACAUGAUCUGAUCUUGAGGGCGCCGGCUGACAAGCCGAAGUUCGCAAAGCCCCAGCCUAUGACGACGAACGCCCACCGCGCGGCCCAGGACCGUAUGUGCAAUUGCUGAAUCCUAGAAAGAAUUGGUCUGACACGUGAGUAGAGCCGGGACCCGCAUCCGCGUCGACAAUGUCCACUACGAAUUGACCGAAGAUGACCUGAGGGUAAGCUUGAAGCCUAGAGACCCGCAGAGGUCUUCGAAUCCUAACAGCGCAUAGGAACUCUUUGAGCGUGUCGGUCCCAUCCUCUCCGUCCGCCUUCUAUACGACCGCGCAGACCGCUCGCAGGGAACUGCCUACGUCAUUUACGAAGACCACCGCGAUGCGCGCGAAGCCGUCACCAAUUUCGACAACCAGUACGCCAACGGGCAGCCAAUCCGUCUGACUCUCAUGCCGAGCGGCCCCAGCGACCGCGCGCCUCGUGGUGUGUCGCUGGCUGACCGCAUCGAAAAGCCAGUGCGUAGCUUGGCGGAUAGAAUUGAGGAUAGUAGAAGCGACAGCCGCGACGAUCCGCGUAGGAGGAGACACAGGAGCGACAGUCCUCGCAAAGGAAGAAUUGCUCAAGAGACCUUGGAUCGCUACAUGCCCCUUCGCGGCUCACGGUCGCCCAUCAGACGCAGGGGUACUCCUCGCGGAGGAGCCGGCAGACGGCCAGGACAGAGAAGGGAGGAAGCUAGGCCACCACGCCGUCCACGCACCGAUGAUGACGGCCGUCCACUUGUCGGCGGCAGGCCUCGUAAGACAGCGGAGGAGCUGGAUGCGGAGAUGGCAGACUAUUGGGGCGGAAAAGAAGCCGGAAACGGAGACGCUGGUCAUCCCGCCACCGAGGAAGCAAACGGUGGAGGUAUCGGAGACAUUGACAUGGACAUCUGA